Molecule: messenger RNA, 2984 nt
Organism: Cariama cristata (Red-legged seriema)
Lineage: Eukaryota; Metazoa; Chordata; Aves; Cariamiformes; Cariamidae
Gene: RNF6
Product: ring finger protein (C3H2C3 type) 6
Exons: 3
Coding region: 1-2025 (674 amino acids)
Biological process (GO): ubiquitin-dependent protein catabolic process; positive regulation of DNA-templated transcription; protein ubiquitination
Cellular component (GO): cytoplasm; nucleoplasm
Molecular function (GO): ubiquitin protein ligase activity
Source: RefSeq, a predicted model, not a curated record
AUGGAUCGCUCUCGGCACCGCGCAGGAAAUGGCAAUGAGCAGGCGUCUUCACGAGAGCCUGGUCGUGGUGAAGAUGAGAGACAACGGCAACUGGAGCGCCUCAGCAGGGAGGAGGCCUAUUACCAGUUCAUUAACGAGCUCAAUGAAGAAGACUACAGGUUAAUGAGAGACCGCAACCUGCUUGGCACUCCUGGGGAAAUAACAGCAGAAGAGUUGCAGCAACGCUUGGAGGGGGCUAAGGAGCGUCUGGCAUCGCAGACUGAUCUGGAUAACAGAGAAGGUGAAGAUUCUGAUGUUCUUGGAGAAAACUCAAAUGGUGACUCUUUGCUUGAAUGGCUGAACACGUUUCGUCGCACAGGAAACGCCACUCGCAGUGGACAGAGUGGGAACCAAACCUGGAGAGCUGUGAGUCGAACAAAUCCAAACAGUGGAGAGUUUCGAUUUAGUCUUGAAAUCAACAUAAAUCACGAGCAUAACAGUUUUGAAACUGCUGGUGAGGAGUAUGUGGGUAUAGAUAGUAGCAGAAUGUAUUUAGAAAGAAGACAUCAAAGAGCAGUCAGUCCAGUAACCCCACGAACGAGGAGCAGGACUGCAAGAGAGGCAAACAGUGAGGCUUCAAGCACUGCAAGGACCAGGUCUGUAAGAAGUUCCAUGGCACAAAGCUCUGGAGCAGCUUCUCAUCCGGUCUCAGGGAGGCUCAGGAGUAGAACGAGGGCGUUGACAGGCCUUUCCCAAACAAAUACUACACGUAACAAUUCUGCAGCUCCUGGUGAACACGGAGAAAUGCCAGAAAGAGGUACUUCUACAGGAGCCACAAGAGGUAGAACUAGAACUAAUGUUCGGAGGAGUACAAACCAAAGGCUAGAAAUUUUGCGGCUGAGGUCUACUUUAAGUAGUCGAAGCCGCUCUCCGCUGCGAAGGCAAGGUGAUACUGCUCGUUCCGAGGAACGUGGGCAGAGGCAGGAUAGAACUGCACAGCAGGUCAACAGAAGUAGAAGACAAACAGCUCAGCCUUCUGCACAGCCUGCCGAAGAACAAGCGAGAGGUAGCACUCAGACUCCUCAACUUUCCAGUGUAGCCCCAUCCUUGGGAAUAACUCUGGAAGAGGAGGAAUCUAGUAGGCCAGUAGCUGCUGUUAGAAGGCAUCCAACAAUUACGUUAGAUCUUCAGGUGAGACGAAUUCGUCCUGGAGAAAACAGAGAUCGGGACAGUAUUGCCAGUAGAACUCGUUCUAGAGUAGGAAUGGCAGAAAACACAGUUACCUUUGAAAGUGACAGUGGGGGAUUUCGGCGUACGAUAUCACGAUCAGAACGUGCGGGUAUUCGAACCUAUGUUAGCACUAUACGGAUACCUCUUCGUCGGAUUUCAGAAACCGGGCUUGGUGAACCUUCAUCGGUGGCGCUUCGAUCAAUCCUUAGACAAAUAAUGACAGGCUUUGGAGAGCUGAGUUCUUUAAUGGAAACUGAGUCUAACUCCGAAGUGCAAAGAGGAGGUGGUCAUCACUUACCGGAUGUACGGGCAGAGCAGAAUAACUCCAGUUCAGCAAACAGCAGCAGUGAUCCAAGCGAGGUUUCAUCUAGAAAUGGGCGUGCAGUAGAGGGCAGCAGGGCAACAAAUGGACAGAGGGAUGCCACUCAACGCUAUGGUCGCAGCAGUGAAAACCAAGAUAACAGGCAGUCUCAAGAUGCUAACAACCUAGUGGAAAACGGAACGCUGCCUAUACUUCGACUUGCCCACUUCUUCUUGCUGAACGAAGAUGAUGAUGACGACCGUUUAAGAGGCUUAACCAAAGAGCAGAUUGACAAUCUUUCUACCCGGAACUAUGGGGAUAUUCACACCGAAAACGAAAUAAGUAAAACGUGUAGCGUUUGCAUUAAUGAAUAUGUAACAGGGAAUAAGCUAAGGCAGUUACCCUGUAUGCAUGAGUUUCAUAUUCAUUGUAUUGAUCGCUGGCUUUCUGAAAACUCCACCUGCCCAAUUUGUCGGCAGCCUGUAUUGGGGUCUAAUGCCACAGACGAUGGCUAGAAUUAUUUAUACUCCUCAGUCCUCAAGGAUGUGCCUCUGCUCUAUUUAUGACGAGUCAGAUGGAAUGAAUUGACUUACAUAGGGGUCCAUUUGUGUGGGGAGUUUUGUUAAAUUUCUUUAAAAACAAUAGGAAACUUGUCUAAAUCUACCAAUGUAAAUACUAUUUUUCUGCAAGUGCAGAUCUAGGAGUACACAUAGAACCAAAUGAUAUUGGUAAAGUUUAUAUUUUUUUAGGUAAUUUUGUUAUGCUAAGCACUUUUGUAAAUACAGAAAUGCUAUAGUUAAUCAGUCUUGCUUAAUGUAUGUUUUUUUAAGGGUGUAAUGGACUCACUUUAUUUAGAUUACGAAUUGUUUCACACAGACCCACCACUGUGUUGAAAAAUUAGUGUCUAAAUAGCCAUUCAUUAGCUUUUUGUUCUAAGAACAAUUUCUUUUACAGAGAGUUUCUUGCUGGACAUGUUUGCUAAAGAUAUUUAAGUUACUUGAAGUGCUCAUUUUAAUAGACUAUAUUUUUUUUAACAUUGAAAUAUCCUUUCCAAAAACUUGCCAAUUUGGUUCUAUUUAAAAAAUUUUAUGGCAAUUUUUGCAUGUGGUUUUACACAAUGCUUAACGCUGAUGAGUUCAUAUUCAAAAGCGGAUGGGUUAGUGACAUUAUAAAAUGUACAUAAUUAAAUGCUGUCUUUGACAAUCUCUGUCUUUUCAAUGCAGACAGCAGUCAAACCGAUGAUAAUUGCAAGAGGGCGUGUCUUACUGCACAUGGUAUUUGCUCAAAGAAUACAUGGGCGCUGAGGAAGCCUUUUCACUCUUCCAAGUUACUCAGUUGAUAUUCGUGGGUUUUUAACUGCCUUAGUUUAAAGAGGGAAAUACUUCCUUGACCGUUAUAUUGUCUACAAUAUGCAUGAUUUGUGCAUCCUACUCAGAAAAACAAACAAAGGCUUGAGGUGGUUUUGUACAGAAAU